Molecule: messenger RNA, 889 nt
Organism: Lasiosphaeria miniovina
Lineage: Eukaryota; Fungi; Ascomycota; Sordariomycetes; Sordariales; Lasiosphaeriaceae
Exons: 1
Coding region: 250-825 (191 amino acids)
Source: RefSeq, a predicted model, not a curated record
GCGCAUCUGGGGAUCGCACGACGGCGAUAACCUCGGGCAUGCCAUCUUGAACGUGCUCACCGAGUUCGGUCUACGCGAUGCCGUUGGCUACUUUCAAGCCGACAACGCCAGGAUUCCUUCCUUCGUAUUGCCCGGAGUAGGCUCAACGGCGAAGACCUUAACAGACUUGGCGAUGCUUCAUUUUUCAGCGAGGAUUUAACUGGUUCAACUAGUAGCUGACAAUUCCCCCGUUGCAACUCUGUUUACUACAUGAUCGAAAGGGCACAACGGCUUAGGGAUGUUUUCGAUUACUGGUGUUUCCAGUCAUCGCAUGAAGCGGACCCUGCGAAGGUGGUGCCUGCCGACGAUGUAUUGACUCCCGAGGACUGGCCUGUUUUGAAAGAAAUCACAACACAAUUGGAACCCCUCAAAGUCGUUACUAAUAGGUUCGAAGCCCAGGGACCACUCAUUUGUGAGGUUAUUCCUACAAUGUACCACCUAGUUGAUGAGUUUUCCAACCGCAGGCGUACCUUUGCACCUGCCCAGGCGUACCUUUGCACCUGCCCGCCCCGAAGCCGCUGGCAGUCCCGCCCGAGCCGAUCCAGGACGAAAUUGUCGUUACGGUGCCCUCAACACCAAGGCGAAUACAAAGGCAGGUCAGAAUGCCCUCAUACCUUCAAGAUUACGAAGUUGCUUCCCCUCGCCGUUCCCGCCGAGCAACCAGCAGCCGGGAAUCUCGACCGGGCAAAUGACUACCUUACAGGUCACGACUACUACGACCCCCCGGGCGCCACACAAUGGACCCGAGCUUCAGGAAUACCUUCAGGAACCUGUCAAGCCUGUUGAUGACAUUCUAGCUUGGUGGAUUGAUAAUAAAGACCGCUUUCCGAGGUUGUCGCGAAUGGCCUUC